AUGUCUCUCAACUGGGUGAUGCUCAACGAUCAGGAUGGCUUUGUUCGCCUUCCCAACGAGCGCCUGGUUUAUUCCUCACCUCCCCGCACCAGCCUGGCGCUGACACCGCCCUCUGGCUACAAAGGCAAAGAGACCUUGUCUGUACAGAGCAGCGCAGGCUGUAUUCAUCUCACAAAUCAAAGGGUUGUCUACCUGCCCGCCCAGAGAUCCGAUGACUUCCAAUCCUUUUCUUCCCCUUUACUCAACGUCCGCGACUCCCAUGUUUCCGCUCCGUUCUUCGGCCCCAAUGUCUGGACUGCGCUCGUACAGCCCGUCGCGGGAGGCGGUAUCUCCCCGUCCUUACCCGCCGUCCAAAUCAAGGUGACCUUCAAAGAAGGCGGGGCCUUCGACUUUCACACCAACUUUGAGCGAAUAAGGGAGCGGUUGGAACAGGCCGUGGAGAAUGUGAGCGAUGGGGCACGUGGAAUGCGCGGCGUGGACCUCUCUUCAGUGCACCUCGAGGAGUUGCCGGCGUACGAAGGUCAUGGAAAUACAGGACCACCACCUCCGGUCGCUAGCGGGGCUCCGACAGCGCCGCAGCACACUCGACAGGUAUCAGAGGCAGGGCCUGAACCAGCGGAACCGCCACCUUGUUAUGAAGAGGUGCAGUCGCAGAGCGUGGCCCAGGAGUUGGAAGAGAGGUUACGGCGGGCCAGUUAA
Molecule: messenger RNA, 699 nt
Organism: Penicillium daleae
Lineage: Eukaryota; Fungi; Ascomycota; Eurotiomycetes; Eurotiales; Aspergillaceae
Product: GRAM domain-containing protein
Exons: 3
Coding region: 1-699 (232 amino acids)
Biological process (GO): positive regulation of DNA-templated transcription
Cellular component (GO): nucleus
Molecular function (GO): chromatin DNA binding; transcription coactivator activity
Source: RefSeq, a predicted model, not a curated record